Molecule: messenger RNA, 4130 nt
Organism: Poeciliopsis prolifica (blackstripe livebearer)
Lineage: Eukaryota; Metazoa; Chordata; Actinopteri; Cyprinodontiformes; Poeciliidae
Product: probable E3 ubiquitin-protein ligase HECTD2
Exons: 22
Coding region: 259-2544 (761 amino acids)
Biological process (GO): protein polyubiquitination
Molecular function (GO): ubiquitin protein ligase activity
Source: RefSeq, a predicted model, not a curated record
GACUUUUACGCGCAGCCUGCUUGUUUGGAGACGUUGGCGCGUCAGGGUGUGUGCGUAACGCGGAUCUCACCUGUCCGACGAAGGUAGAUUUCACUCCGCUUGCUGUAGGAUGUGAAUCUUCCUGAUUUGCCCGCUUGCGGAGCGCAGAGGCGAACAUCUGCGGGGAAAACAUGCGCAGCCCUGUGAGGAGCAGCACCGCAGGCGCAGCUGAGGACUGAGACUUUCCACGGAGGAAAAACAGGUUUUCCACUCUUCAGGAUGGAUGGAGAACAUUCUGCUCUGUCAGGAGUUGAGAGGGAAAGAGAAAGGCUGCCCCCCAUCUACACCAGCUCUCCUCCUGUUUUGGGACGAGGACCUAAGCAGCCGUUUCCGUCUCUGGGAACCUUCAUCUCCACCCUAAGCCAGAGGAGAGACGCAGGAGGGCGGGGCUUCGCCAUGGGCAUCGGGGGCCCACUGACCGGCCCCCUGGGGAUCAGGCACUCCGUGAGGGAACUGCCUCCCAUCUGCAGCGACGUCCGGCAGAAGCAGCGGCUCUCCAUCGACACGCUGCCUCAGGAAGUCAAAGCUCCGUUCCCCUGCGACCCCGUCAUCCCCCUGCGGACCAAAACCACCAAGGAGUUCCAGGAGGACGUGGAGCGAGCCGCCCAAUCAGGUGACUGGAGGGAAGUCAGAGAGUUUUACCUGACGACCUUCGACUCCUUCGUAGAAAUCAACGCCGCCUUCAAGCGAGAGGCCAACGGACUGUUCAACACGAUCGAGGACUCAGGGGUCAACGGGAAGUUCGUCAGCGCGGUUUACGACUCGCUGCUCAGCACACCUCAGGACAUCCAGAAGUCGGUCUUGAAAGGAAUCAUCAACAGCCUGCUGAGGGAGUGGAAAGGGCCUCGGACUAAAGACGACCUGCGGGCGUAUUUCGUUCUGAUCCAGAACCCCCAGUAUUCCAGCACCAGCACCUACGUGAUCUUCGCUCACCUGCUGCGGCAGAUCGCAGCGUUGUCCGAGGCCGACCACCACUUCCUGGUUCACUGGCUCAAGAGGCUGUCGGCCAGGCGCUUCCGGCAGCUGGUGGAGCGCCUCCUGCAGUUCAUCUCCGCGCGCCUGUUUCCUGCAGAACCAGACGAGCUUCCUCCUCCGGCCAAGUGUUCCUGGUGGAUUCCCUCGGCCACCAAAGUGCUCAGCCUGUUCAACGCAGCCAACAGCGUCUCCUCUCCUCCCAUCAUGCCCUUCACCGACUUCUACAACAUCACUCUGGAGCACAUAGACUUCAUGGAGGACUACCGGACCUGGCAGAACUACGGCAACUCAAACAGGUUUUCUUUUUGUCAGUUCCCCUUCAUCCUGUCGACGGUGGUGAAGAAAGCCAUCAUCCAGAAGGACUCGGAGCAGCAGAUGAUCAGCCAGGCCAGGCUGAGCCUGGUGAGCAAAGUGUCCCGCAGGCAGAGGGUGGACAUGAACCUGCUGUUCCUCAACAUUAAAGUUCGACGAGCACAACUCCUGAGCGACUCGCUGGAUGAGUUGAUGAGGAAACGGUGCGACCUGAAGAAGAAGCUGCGGGUGACGUUUGUCGGGGAGGCGGGGCUUGACAUGGGCGGUCUGACCAAGGAGUGGUUCCUGCUGCUGGUUCGUCAGAUCUUCCACACCGACUACGGGAUGUUUUCCUUCAUGAAGGACUCGCGCUGCCACUGGUUCAGCAGCUGGAAGAGCGACAACUACUCUGAGUUCCAGAUGGUUGGGACUCUGAUGGGCUUAGCGGUUUACAACAGCAUUGCUCUGGACAUCCACUUCCCUCUCUACUGCUACAGGAAGCUGCUCACUCCGCCCACUGUGCCACCUGAUCCUAAUGCCUUUGUUGGCAUGGCAACGGCCACCUUGGACGACCUGCAGCAGGUCAUGCCUGAUCUGGCUCACGGCUUGGCGGAGCUGCUGAGCUACGAGGGAAACGUGGAGGAGGAUUUCUACCUCACCUUCCAGGUUUUCCAAGAGGAGCUGGGUGUAGUCAAAUCCUACAACCUGAAACCCGGAGGAGACAAAAUCCCUGUCACCAAGCAGAACAGGAAGGAGUACGUCCAGCUCUACAUCGACUUCCUGCUGAAUAAAUCCAUUUACAAACAGUUUGCUGCCUUCUACCACGGCUUCCACAGCGUGUGCGCCUCCGACGCCCUCAUGCUGCUGCGGCCGGAGGAGGUGGAGAUGCUGGUGUGCGGCAGUCCGGAGCUGGACAUGAGCGCCCUGCAGAAAGCUGCUCAGUACGAAGGCUACAGCAAGAUGGACGCCACUGUGAGGUUCUUCUGGGACGGUUCUGGCGUUCCCUUGGAGCUGCAGAAGAAACUGCUGCACUUCGCCACCGGCAGCGACCGCGUUCCCAUCGGGGGAAUGGCCGACCUCAACUUCAAGAUCUGCAAGAUCGACGUUCCGGCAGACUGGCUGCCCAUCUCUCACACCUGCUUCAACCAGAUCUGUUUGCCUCCGUAUCGAACGCGGAAGGAGCUCAAACACAAACUCACCAUCACCAUCUCCAACGCCGAAGGCUUCGGCCUGGAGUGAAGGCCAACAGCACACCAGCAGAGACUGUCACACUGCCGUGGAUCUCUGUGGAUCUCUGUGGAUCAGGAACUGAGCAGGUCCCAUUGUCUCCUGAUAGGCAGAUCAGACCGGAGCUUUAACCCACCAGCAGAACAACGGCUCAUCAAAUGGCUUCAUUUCCACAUCGACUCUGUUGGUUCUGCUUUAACAACCUGAUAAACACAAACCAGAUUGAUCUGUAACACUGUGCUAAAGCUUUACACAGUUUCUGUUUAUUUCCUUGUUGCAGAGCUGAAGCAGACUCUCUGCUGCCAAGUGCCUGAAAGAACAAACCUGAUGCCAUUGACUAUCCAUUCCUGUUUCAGACCUUCUGUUUUAUUGAUGAACCUUUUGCACAGUAUUGUUGAUGUUAUCUGGGAUAUAACUCUGACUCGUCUCUGAUCAGUGAAAAUAACUUUAAAAGUUUCCCAUGUUAAUGUUGUAACACUGAGUUCUUGUUGAAGUCAGAAAGGUCCAGUCAUCAGUGGAGCCUCCAACGUCAGGCAGGAUGGAUCUGCAGAAAGCAAACAAAUGGCUGAAGACUCAAAUGAACAACAUCCUCCUGUAAUGGCUGCCGGUCUGGAUUCAAACAUGGCGUCCAACUGUAUUGAUUCUAAAUCUAUCGAUUUACAAACAAACUGAACAAAACAGUUGAAAAAUCCUAAACUUUCAUGUUAUGGUCUGCACACCUGAUCCCAUAUAUUUAAAUAUGGCCGCCAUCCAGGAGUUAUUAUUCAUGUUAGAGUCGCCAUGUUUUCCAGUUGGUCUUAUCAUGCAACAUGUUUUGCUUUUUGCAAAAUGCUCCCAUUUCAUUAACAUCAGAGGCUCCGUUUUAUUGUUUCUCAGGUAUUGAUUUGAAUCAAGAAUAUUUUUUCUGGUCCUGUUUAUUCGCACACCGUUGGUUACAAACGGAUUAAUCAGGAGAAUGGAGGUGUUGAGGUUUAACUGAAGGUAAAGCUCAUGUAAGUAAGCUAGCUUAACGGUGUUUCCUGUCAGGCUGCAGUCCUGGCGUCUGACACUUUAUGAUUUCCAGAAGCGUUUUUUAUUUGCUUUGUUUGCAGCACACUGUUUCGACUGAACGCUUUACUCUGGAGAAUGCUUUUGUAUAUUACGAGACGUAGCCUGUGGCUUAUUUGCGUUGACAUUGCGGCCUGUUUGAUUGAACAGAGGCUGCAGCAGAAGUGUUGCUUUGCGUUGUUUUGUCGGUGUGACGUUCAGGAGCCUGCAGACCGGCUGGGAGAGGAACCAUCUUCCAGAUGGGCUGCUGUGUUUGUGUUUGGUGCUUUUAAAUUAUUACUCCUUGUUUCAGGACGUCCAGUCCGGGUCCAACUGCACCAGAUCGGUCUUGCCACUUUAUAACACCUUCCACUUAUUGAUCACUGCUUGAUGCUCAGACCAGUUCUACCCGACUGACCCAUUUCUUUACCUUUAAGAUCGAAACCUUGGAUCUAGAAAUUAAUCAUCUUCCAGUUGCAGGUUGGAAAAUCAGGGAUGUGUUCAUUAUUUCAUUAGAUUGAAUUAAAAAGAAAUUCAGUUAAAACUGUUUAUCAAACUGUGUAUCUCUGUGA